AUGCCGUCAGAUCGAGAACAUCAACACACUAUGGACGUGUAUGCGUGCUUACAGAACGCCUUGCUGGCUGGGGCAACCAUCUUCUCCGUGGCUUAUUUUUACGGACAAUGGAGGAACACCCUGUUCCACGAGUACGGGAUACCGGGACCCCAACCAGAGCCGUAUCUUGGAAACAUCAGAGAAAUCAUGAAAAAGGGAUUUCGUGAGGUGUUAGCGGAAUGGAUGCAUUCAUUCGGCGACGUGUACGGAUUUUACAUUGGACACACUCCGACCAUAUUCGUCAAAGAUCUCGACAUACUGAAGGAAGUAUCCAUCAAACACUUCCAGGAUUUUCCGGACAGAAGGUUUUCAGAUUUGACUCCGGGCACGAUCCGUCACGGCGUGCUCUUCUCCAGGGGGGAUGCAUGGAGGAGACAGCGGGCCAUCAUGGCGCCCACCUUCAGCGGAGUGAAGCUUAACAAGAUGGGCAACGUAUUGAAUGACUGCGCUGAUAACUUGGUCAAGACGUUGACAGACAGUGCUGGAGGCGAGAUUGUCUUGCGAGAGCAUUUUGGUCAGUUUUCCCUGGAGGUGAUUGUCAAAGCAGCAUUUGGCCUCUACACCGACACCAAUGACGUCAUAUACUCUAAGCUACGGCAGCUGAUUCGCCCUGGGAAGAAAGGAGCCUUCUCCCACUUCAGCAGCAGUAUAUUCCCAUCUACAGUUCCCGUGUUGAGGGCACUUGGGUUCAGCAUUCUUCCCAAAGAACCAUAUCAGUAUAUCUUGCGCGCGCUGGAUGACAUCUUCAACUUGAGGAGACUCGAACCUAAGAAAGAAAACAAAGACUUCCUUCAACUGUUGAUUGACGCUGAAAACAUAGAUGUAUCCGACGCAAACCAAAAAACCAUCAAAAAAAUGAGCCGGGAUGAGAUACUGGGCCAGAUGUUCAUGUUCAUCAUAGCGGGGUACGAGACCACAGCCUCCACCCUCAACUUCCUGGCCCACUCUCUGGCGGUUCACCCCGAUAUACAGCGGAAAGUGGUGGACGAAAUACAUCAACAUCUGGACCAGGAAGAGCCGACAUAUCACAACGUGGGCGAGCUGACUUACCUGGACCAGGUCGUGAAGGAAGUUCUACGUCUGUAUCCUGUCAUAUUCGGGGUGAACAGACAAACCGCGCGGACACGGACCAUAAAGGACGUGACGUUCCCAAGGGGAAGCAGCGUCUACAUCCCCAUCUUCCACAUCCACAGGGACCCUGCCAUCUACCCAGACCCGGAGACAUUCAACCCGAACAGAUGGUCUGAACACACGGAGAGACACCCGAUGGCGUACAUUCCGUUUGGAGCUGGUCCAAGGGUUUGCGUGGGGAUGAAACUGGCGGUGUUCGAACUGAAAGUGGCAAUAAUCAAAGUCCUGAGGGCGGUCAAGUUCAGCACGACGAAGAACACUCAGGAAAAAAUCAUCUUCACCAACAGUAGUUUCUUGACACCAAAGACGCCAAUAAGACUAAAAGUGGAAAAGCGGUAGAUCAGUGAAGGUUAUCAUGUGAGUGUGUUUGGGGAUAUGUAAUGUUCCAUAACAUACAAGCGGUAUAACCUCUGUAUCAUACGUCAUUCUAAAUCGAAAAAAGUACUCUCAUCUCACACAAAUGGUACCUAAAUUUUGCCAGUUUUCCUGGAAUCUGCGCAUGAAUAAAUCAUGUCACAAGGUUAUUGAUUAGUAAGCCGGACAGUGAGUGAGUUGGGUUUGACGCCGCUUUUAACAGUAUUCCAGUUAUAUCACGGCGUGUCAGCUUAAUGUGUGAGGAAAGCC
This is a messenger RNA of Haliotis rufescens (red abalone), 1794 nucleotides long. RefSeq names its product cytochrome P450 3A24-like. The transcript is spliced from 14 exons. Gene Ontology annotation, molecular function: heme binding; steroid hydroxylase activity; iron ion binding. Bases 1 to 1509 code for a protein of 502 amino acids. NCBI's taxonomy places the organism in Eukaryota, Metazoa, Mollusca, Gastropoda, Lepetellida, Haliotidae. The record is from RefSeq and is a predicted model, not a curated record.